Messenger RNA from Anguilla anguilla (European eel), 4704 nucleotides. RefSeq names its product MCF.2 cell line derived transforming sequence a (gene mcf2a). Gene Ontology annotation, molecular function: guanyl-nucleotide exchange factor activity; protein binding. The record is from RefSeq and is a predicted model, not a curated record. Lineage: Eukaryota; Metazoa; Chordata; Actinopteri; Anguilliformes; Anguillidae. Gene Ontology annotation, biological process: dendrite development; intracellular signal transduction. The transcript has 27 exons. Gene Ontology annotation, cellular component: cytoplasm. Bases 910 to 4224 code for a protein of 1104 amino acids.
CGUCCAAAGAACAUUUACUGUUCUUUGUUUAUUGGAUUGAAUUGGUUAAAUAUCUCCAGGGCAAGCAUGAUCAUUUUACAAUGAAAUAAUGAUUUUCUGUAAAUGCUUAAUUACAAAAACAUUUUUCCUUUACAAAGUUUCUGGGAAGAAGUUACUCCGCUGCCUGAUUUUUAAUCUGUCUUGGUACUGUCCAUGGUCCUUAAACUGACAACGCUUCGUUGCGUCAUUUGUCUUAGCCACUUAAUGUGAAAAUCUAAACCCCUACGUUCUUUACAAUAUGGCUAUAAUCAGUGUCUAGGUAUGUGUAACCGUGUUCGAUAGCGGUUCGCUAUAUAGCAAGUAGACUGCUGGAGGUGCUGAUGACGUCACUACUAUGAUGACUAGCCUACUGUAUGCAGACUCGACUAUUAUUCACAAAACGCGAUGCCCUAAAUGUGCUACGAAAACAAGCGUAUCUAAGUGCUGUGUUUUACGAACAGUCUCUGUAAUUCAGUAAAAAUGUGUACAACUGCCUCAGGUAAAAAUAAAAGUUAAGAUGGAAUUUGUCAAUCAGAGCCCAGCACUGCAGGUAUAGUUCCCUCUGUGUUGUAGUCUGUAGAGAACACGAGCGCGCCGUGCAUUUCGGAAGAACGUGCAUGUAGAGCACUUAGUGCUCUCUGGAAUAUGCAUCUGGUCAAAUCAUUACUAUCCAUUACGGUUUGUAAAUCGUGAUAAUUCUUUGGGGAGAGAAAGAAAUCUAGCGCUCGAGCCUUGCAGACGGCGCUGCCAGCCGUGGGCGCAGCAUCGUUCGACGCUGCGCCCAGUCCUGCAGCCGGAGUAGGAAACAGGGUGGCACAGGCAGGUGGAGGCAGGAUGGGGUAGCCGAAAACGAAGGUGGGAAAUAAAGCCUAGAAGGGGAAAUCGGAGACGAUGUCGGACGCUAAUUCGCCCCGAGGAAUUCCCAGGAAGCGGAGGACAACGGCCUCCUUCCCUGGGACCCUCCACCUGGUCCUGGUGCUGCGGCCCAUCAGCUUCUUCCAGCGAGCCGUCACCGACCUGGGCUUCCGCUUCAGCCAGGAGGACUUCAUGCUGAAGAUGCCAGUGGUGAUGCUCAGCUCUGUCACAGACUUGCUGCGCUAUAUUGAUGAGAACCAGCUGACCCCAGAGUUUGGCGGUACGCUGGAGUAUUGCCACAGCAGCUGGAUUGUCCUGCGCACAGCCAUUGAGAGCUUUGCAGUGACUGUGAAGGAGAUCGCGCAGAUGCUACAAGCCUUCGGCACUGAGCUGGCAGAAACCGAUCUGCCUGAGGAGGGGACCGCCAUCGAAUUUCUCCUCAUGUCUCACACUGACAAGUAUAGGAAACUGAAGGAUGACAUCAGGUCAGUGAUGAGGGAGGCGCAUCACUUGCUCUCAAACCUGGAGGCUUCUGGGAUUGAGGAACAUUCUGGAAAACACUGGAAUGUCAGCCAGGAAUGGGAGACAGUGCAGAGGUUACUGGGUCAGCUGCGGGACAUGGAGAUGGCCUUCGAUGGCUUCUUUGAGAAGCAUCACCUGAAACUGCAGCAGUAUCUGCAGCUGCUGAGAUACGAGUGCAGCUUCCAUGAGAUGGAGUCCACGCUAGAAAAGCUGUCAGCCCAGGAGCAGGAGAUCGCGGUUUCAGGAGACACUGUGGCCCAGAUGGAACAGAUGAUCCGAGAGCUUGAUGGUCUGGAUGGUCAAGCGCAGGAGGAGAUGGGGCGUGCCCAGAUCAUCAUCCUGCACGGGCACCAGCUGGCAGCGAACCACCACUACGCCAUGGCGCUGAUCGUGCAGCGCUGCAACGAGCUCCGACACGCCUGCGACACGCUGACCGCCGCCCUGAGGGGGAAGCGCAGCGCCCUGACCCAAACCAGGGAACUGCUGCUGCGCCUGGAACAGACCCUGCGCUGGUGUGAUGAGGCAGCCUACCUCUUAGCCAACCAGCUGGUGGAAAAGUUCCAGUCCAGAGAUGGGGCGAAGGUUGCACUGCAGGAUAUCGAGCGCUUCCAGGAGGGUGCAGCUCCUCCCCUGAGUGUGGGUCCUGAUGUGCUGAGCAUGGAGUUUGAGUCUAUCCUCACCCCACAGCUACAGGCUCAGAUCGGAGCAGCCCAUGAGAAGCUCACUGCAGUCCAGGGGAUGCUCCAAAACCGGCAGGCCUGCCUGCGGACGUUGGCUGACAAGCAGGUCCGCCCCAUACAGCUGGUGGCCCCCCGACCUGAGAACCCACCCCGCUCCAAGUCCCCCCUCUUCUCCCCAAAACACGACUUCAAUUCCGGGUUGAAGUUCUCCUUUGACAUCUCCCUCCCGGGCAAGAGAGCAUCACGGAAAGGCCCCAGUGCCAGGAAGAUAGAGGUGAUGCAUGACUACGAGGAGAAUCGCAGCACUCUGUCCUUCAGUUCAGAGGGGGAAGACAGCCCAGACCUUUUGAAGCGCCACGUGAUUAAGGAGCUCAUUGAAACAGAGAGGAUCUAUGUGGAUGAGCUGCUGUCUGUGUUGCUGGGCUACAGGGCAGAGAUGGAUAACCCUGCCCUCUCAGGGCUUUUGCCCCCUGACCUGCGCAACAAGCAAGAGAUCCUGUUUGGGAAUAUGCCAGAGAUCUACAACUUCCACAGCAGGGUCUUCCUGCAGGAUCUGGAGGGAUGUCUGAAUGCUCCAGAAGGAGUGGGAGGGUGCUUUCUGGAGAGGAAAGAACAGUUCCAGGUGUAUGAGCGGUAUUGUCAGAACAAGCCUCGAUCUGAAUUGCUAUGGAGACAAUUUUCCGACUGUGCCUUCUUCCAGGAGUGUCAAAGAAAGCUUGAGCACAAACUAGGCUUGGACUCCUACUUACUGAAACCAGUCCAACGUUUGACCAAGUACCAGCUUCUUCUGAAGGAGCUGCUGAAGUACAGUGUUGGCUGCGAGGGAGCCUCCGACCUGAAGGAGGCGCUAACUGCAAUGCUGGACCUUCUCAAAUCUGUUAAUGACUCCAUGCAUCAGAUUGCCAUCACCGGUUAUGAGGGGGACCUGAGUGAUCUGGGCCGGGUGCUGAUGCAGGGCUCCUUCAGCGUGUGGCUCAGCCAUAAGAAGGGCCCCACGCGCAUGAAGGACCUGGCGCGCUUCAAGCCCAUGCAGAGGCACCUGUUCCUGCACGAGCGGGCCCUGCUGUUCUGCAAGCGCAGGGAGGAGCACGGGGAGGGCUGCUACAGCUUCAAACACCUGUGCAAGGUAGAGACCGCCUACCACAGCUUCAAACACCUGUGCAAGGUAGAGACCGCCUACCACAGCUUCAAACACCUGUGCAAGGUAGAGACUGCCUACUACAGCUUCAAACACCUGUGCAAGGUAGAGACUGCCUACCACAGCUUCAAACACCUGUGCAAGGUACAGACCGCCUACCACAGCUUCAAACACCUGUGCAAGGUAGAGACUGCCUACUACAGCUUCAAACACCUGUGCAAGGUAGAGACCACCUACUACAGCUUCAAACACCUGUGCAAGGUAGAGACCGCCUACCACAGCUUCAAACACCUGUGCAAGAUGAGCGCAGUGGGAAUCACAGAGAAUGUGAAGGGUGACGUGAAGAAGUUUGAAAUCUGGUACAGUGGAAGAGAGGAAGUGUAUGUGGUGCAGGCGCCAUCGGUGGAGGUGAAGCUGGCCUGGCUCAACGAGAUCCGCAGAAUUCUCACCAACCAGCAGAAACUUCUCCGAGAGGAGUCCUAUCAACACAGCCCAGUGUCUGAUCAGAUCCAGCUCUCCCCGCCACUGUCAGACAGCAAGCUGCAGAGGUCGUCGGUCAGCUCAGAGGAGACCGAGUCGGGUCGCACCAGUCCGGUCCUGCUGGACUCGCUCGUCUUCUCCCCCCAGCACCAGCCCAACCGCCGCAGCUGGCCGGGUGCCUCUCGCUCGGUGGAUAUCUGUGAGGGCCUGGAGAACUGGAGCAGAGCCAAUGACAGCUCCAAUCUGUCAGACACCGAGGAGGACGACGCGGUCCUGCUGGUCCCAGGCAAGUACAGGGCCUUGGCUGACUGUCAAAGGCCAGAUGACUUCAUCAUAAAGUGCGGUGACAUCAUCCAGCUGCUGCGGGAAGACAAAGAAGGGCAUUGGCUGGUGAAGAACCUCAGUCGCAGACAGGAGGGCUGGAUCCCAGUCGGAAGCCUGCAGCUGAUUCUGGGUGACAGUGCCAGGCUGCAAUCCAACAGGCUUGGAGAACCACCAUUUCUGAAAACCCGGAAGCUGAGCACUCCCUGAUUGGGUGGUGGCCCUCCUGCCUCGGCCCGCACAGAGCGCAGGACCGACGGGGGCUUGAGGACACGGCCGAGGACUCUGGGAUAGCUUUCAUUUACACCCAUGCAGACCUUUUUCCUGGUGGGUCCAACGGGCAGCCAAUCAAGGCAGAGCAGAGACACUUUGGAUUCUGCGUUCCGACAAAAAGGGAAGCAGGUCCAGGGCAGGUCUCCCAGGAAACAGCACAAAGGAAGGUCUGUGGUGAAGACUCUGUAGGGCUCAUUUCAGAUCUCAGAAACGAAGGAACCAGGAGCCCCAGUUCUGCAAUAAAAGCACUUGGUUGAGGCUGGGUUUAUCAGACCCAGUUUUGCACUGAAUUCCCUGGUUCAGUCAGGAUGGGACCUUUACAAUGUUUAACACAGAGGACAAGGGAGGAAAUCAUAUACCAACCAAAUAUGAAUUUAAAUCCACCCGUUUGGAGCGAGCGGGGGAGUGUGGGGGGGG